Rodentolepis nana is the source of this 2454-nucleotide messenger RNA. NCBI's taxonomy places the organism in Eukaryota, Metazoa, Platyhelminthes, Cestoda, Cyclophyllidea, Hymenolepididae. The record is from the annotation of a GenBank genome assembly.
AUGGAUGACUAUGGCAGUGGCGACUCAGGAGGAUCAAACAGUAGCUAUCGAAAAAGGCUCUUAGAACAGAGAAAGUACGGAAAGACUCCUAGUUCGGCCAGGUUAUCGGGUGAAAUAUCUAUCAUGCGAGCUGGAUAUGAGAAUGCAAUGGCCAAUCGAUCAUCUACUUUACCAUAUAAGCGACGUGGAAGUUGGCAUGUUGAUCGAGAAUCAAACUUUUCUACUCUGGAUUUAAAUAAUUCACGUAAUCACUGGAGUAGAUCUAGAUGGAGAAGCUUUAGUCCAGAGCGUCUGGUAGUAGAUACGACCCAUGAAGGUGGUCCCCCUGCACUAGCCUCAGAAACUAGAUGUCUUCGUUCUCAAAGUCUUCACAGUAAACAUCUUCGAGAACUGGCUAAGUCAACAGAGCAAUUGUCGACAGGAUUUCUGGACAAUUAUAAAGGGAUUGAAACGUCUUUCGGUACAUUGCGCGCUAGGUUAGACGCUGCUUCGAGCCAAGGAUCUGGAUUUCGUAGACAAGCUUCGGCAGAUCGAUUGUUUGGAAGAGAUCCCACAGCUGAGCAACUUAGACGGCAGUGUGAACGAGAGCAUCGCCGUUUACUGAAGAGUCUAAUGUCAGACAGUUGGGAAAAGGGAAUGGACCGGCAGUCCAAACCACCCCAACAAUAUUUCAAUCAAACUCCAGGUGUCGUCCUUCCAGUUCAAGAAGCCACUCUCCUUACUGCCCCUCGAACAACCAAUCCUCUUACUAACCCAAAUCUUGAGAAGCUUCUUAGAAAUCCUACACUGAUGCAACUUCUUGCCAACCAUGCGGCUCAGACUCAUCAGACGCCAGAUCAAAAUAGUCUAGCUGAUCAAGUCACCUUAGCAGCAGUUGCUGGAGCUGCAGCGGCAACUGCGAUGGCAAACUUCACAAACCCACCAAAUGAACAAUCCUCCUACUCAAACCUUCCCAUUCAAACCCCAUCUAAUAGAGAUGAAUACGACUGGAAUGAUCCUGAAACACUAAUGGCAGCUUACACGGCCCUUGCAGAAGCUAGUGGAGGCGAGAAAGCAUUUCUGGAACAACUUUCACCCGAAUUGGCUGCCACUCUGGUUCAUUAUCGAGAACAGUUGUCGGAGAAGUUAUCUGCUAACGAAGGUGGAAAGAUGCCAGUAGCGUCGGGUGCAACAAUUCCUGUUGCUACUUCAACUGGAACUAUGACUUCAGUGAAUAACAAUUCUGUAUUUACUGAUACUGGAAAUCACCACUCUGGUGUCAUGCUUGAAGAUGUUUCACGUCAUACGGGAAUGGAUAAGGAUAUAGUGGGAAAUGGAUUCGGAUUGAAAAUUGUCGGUGGACGGCAAAGGCCAGAUGGCCGAUUAGGCAGUUACGUGGAGCAAAUUCACUCAGGCGAAACAUUGGGCUACCUUCAUGGCGAAAUAUCUGAAGGAGAUGAAGUACUUGAGUGGAACGGCGUUGUGCUAACAGGGAAAGGAGCCGCAGAGGUUCAAUCGAUUGUGGAUAGUCCGGCAGAUGAAGUGGAACUCUUAGUUCGAAUGAAUUUCCUCAUCAUACGUGUUCACGCCGAAGUCCAUGCGAGCCUUCACGGUGGCAAUGGUAGUAUCAGCAGUUGCGUUCACCAGCAUACCUGUCAACAAUCACAACAAGGAUCCAGAGGACCUCCCAUGCACACUUGUGAGGUGCAUCCCAUGGGACCCGCGUGUAUUCACAAACAGCAGCAACAGCAGCAGCAGCAGCAUGUGUGUCGAUCAGCCGACUGGCCAACAAAGGAUACACGCGGCCCCUACGCCCAAAGAGGCGUGAUGGAUCAACAGACACCCAAUUCACCGCAGUCUGAACGGAAUGCAAACGAGACUUUAGCCAGUCCUUCUACACGGACGGGGAGUUUUUCCCACCGACAGCAGCGUCAUGUGGUUCCGACAGUGAAUAUCGCCGACUUUGAUGUUGCUGGAGAUAGAAGUGCACCGGAUACCAUCUCACACAACAGUGGAGGUCAGACAAAUGACGAUGGGAAUUUCGUAAAUGACGAGGACGAUUCCGAGCCUUAUGGCGAAAUAGAAGUAAAUGAAAAAAUAGUUUCCCUCAUUGAAAUUCUUCACCAUAUGGAUUUGAAUCGACAAAUAAAGUACAUCACCAACACUCUCGAGCCGGAAUGGCAACAGACCGUGGUCUUCAUUAAUUGCCUGAAGAGGACUCUGAAGAAACGUGUGCUUGAAGUCACCGUAUGGGACUUUGAUCGGCUCAAAAUGAACGAUUUCAUGGGUCAAGCUAUCAUUCACUUGGGAUCCAAAGAGACCCUGGACGGGCAACCUCACUGGUAUCGGCUACACGCACUUCAAGACAUCGUUAUCCCCGGAUAUCGUCAACCAGGCACACGAUCGGUCGCUCCUCCAAUUACUCAAAGUGACCAGAUCAAAACUAUCAAGGUCGUUCUCACGUCUGUAAAAUAA